AUGGGGCCCCCGCAGGCUUCUCCUCAGCCACAGAAGAAGUGGCACAACCCCACAACGUCGUCCCGUGGGAAUGAAGGCGCAGAGACAGGAAGACCAGUUGAAUUUUCAGAAGUUGAUUACCCACGAGUUAAAUAUCAAAGAAGACAGCAAUUUUGGGACCCUAUAAGACUAGCUCUUUUCACAUUGGCAAUUGUAGCAAUUAUAGGAAUUGCAAUUGGUAUUGUUACUCAUUUUGUUGUUAAGGAUGAUAAGUCAUUCUAUUACUUUGCCUCUUUUAAAAUCACAAAUAUAAAAUAUAAAGAAAAGUAUGGAAUAAGAAACUCAAGAGAGUUUACAGAAAGAAGUCAUCAGAUUGAGAGAAUGAUAUCUAGGAUAUUUCAACAUUCUUCUGGAAGGGGUCGGUUUAUCAAAUCUCAUGUUACCAAAUUAAGUCCAGAUAAAAAUGGUGUGAAUGUUCUUAUGGUGCUCAUGUUUCGAUACCCAUCUACUGACAGUGCUGAGCGAAUCAAGAAAAAGGUUGAAAUGAUUUUAUAUCAAAGUCUGAAGACAAAACAGUUGUCUUUGACUAUAAACAAACCAUCAUUUACACUCACAUCUAUUGACAGCAAAAAGAUGAGGAAUCUUCUCAACAGCCGCUGUGGAAUAAGGAUGACAUCUUCAAAUAUGCUGUUACCAGCAUCCUCUUCUACUGAGAGGAUUGUCCAAGGAAGGGAAACAGCUAUGGAAGGGGAGUGGCCAUGGCAGGCCAGCCUCCAGCUCAUAGGGUCAGGCCAUCAGUGCGGAGCCAGCCUCAUCAGCAACACGUGGCUGCUCACAGCAGCUCACUGCUUCCGCAAAAAUAAAGACCCAAGACAAUGGAUUGCUACUUUUGGUACAACUAUAACACCACCUGCAAUGAAACGAAGUGUGGAGAAAAUUAUCCUUCAUGAAAAAUACCAUAAAGAAACAAACGAAAAUGACAUUGCUUUAGUUCAGCUCACUACCCAAAUUAAGUUUUCAAAUGUAGUUCAGAGAGUUUGCCUCCCAGAUUCAUCUAUAAAGUUGCCACCUAAAACAAGUGUAUUUGUCACAGGAUUUGGAUCUGUUACAGAUGAUGGACCUAUACAAAAUAAACUUCGGCAAGCCAGAGUAGAAACCAUAAGCACUGAUGUGUGUAACAGAACAGAUGUGUAUGACGGCCUCAUAACUCCAGGAAUGUUAUGUGCUGGCUUCAUGGACGGAAAAGUAGACGCAUGUAAGGGUGAUUCUGGUGGACCUCUGGUUUAUGAUAAUCAUGACAUUUGGUACCUUGUUGGGAUAGUAAGUUGGGGACAAUCAUGUGGUCUUCCCAAAAAACCUGGGGUCUACACAAGAGUAACUCAGUACCGAGACUGGAUUGCCUCAAAGACUGGUAUCUAG
Messenger RNA from Diceros bicornis minor, 1398 nucleotides. RefSeq names its product transmembrane protease serine 11F. NCBI's taxonomy places the organism in Eukaryota, Metazoa, Chordata, Mammalia, Perissodactyla, Rhinocerotidae. The record is from RefSeq and is a predicted model, not a curated record. Gene Ontology annotation, cellular component: plasma membrane; extracellular region. Gene Ontology annotation, molecular function: serine-type endopeptidase activity. The coding region runs from base 1 to 1398 and encodes 465 amino acids. Gene Ontology annotation, biological process: proteolysis. The transcript has 10 exons.